AUGUUAACAUUAUUUAUUCUCAUCGUAUUUUCUUGUUCAAUUAAUUCAUUAUGGGCAGGAACACCAUUUAAAGAUUGUGGAUCAAAACUCGGUGUAAUUGAAGCCUUUGAAGUAACUGAUUGUCCAACUGCUCCGUGCAAAUUUAUAAAAGGCAAAACAUAUGCAAUGAAUUUAACAUUUACGGCACAUGCUCCAUCAAAAACAGCGUCGGUUAGCAUUCAUGGUGUUAUCGGUGGUGUUCCACUUCCAUUUCCAUUACCAGAUUCUAAUGCUUGUCACCUGAAUGUUAAAUGUCCAAUAAGUGCAAAUGAUAAAAAUAUAGCAUCAAUGUCAUUACCUGUUUUACAAGCAUAUCCAUCACUUUCACUUUAUGUCAAGCUUGAAAUUAGCAAUGAUGAUCAAAAACAAGAUUAUGCGUGUUUAUUAUUUCCAGCAACAAUAACAAGUGGUUCACAUGAAAAAAAAGAUUUGGUUGGCUGGAAAAAAGGCAAAUUAUUUGAAAUGCUUGAUUGA
This is a messenger RNA of Rotaria sp. Silwood2, 513 nucleotides long. The record is from the annotation of a GenBank genome assembly. Lineage: Eukaryota; Metazoa; Rotifera; Eurotatoria; Philodinida; Philodinidae.